Messenger RNA from Ictalurus furcatus (blue catfish), 2458 nucleotides. RefSeq names its product protein phosphatase, Mg2+/Mn2+ dependent, 1La (gene ppm1la). Gene Ontology annotation, cellular component: cytosol; nucleus. The transcript is spliced from 4 exons. Bases 588 to 1670 code for a protein of 360 amino acids. Lineage: Eukaryota; Metazoa; Chordata; Actinopteri; Siluriformes; Ictaluridae. Gene Ontology annotation, biological process: negative regulation of canonical NF-kappaB signal transduction; positive regulation of canonical NF-kappaB signal transduction; protein dephosphorylation. Gene Ontology annotation, molecular function: protein serine/threonine phosphatase activity; cation binding. The record is from RefSeq and is a predicted model, not a curated record.
UUCUUGUUUUCCAUGAGUUAUUUAUUUUUUGUUCAUGAAAGAGUGGGAGGGCUUUAUAGCACCAUUUUAUAUCAGCCUGUCCUGAUUCGGAUAGUUUGGAGCCCUUUGGCCUUCCAUAUCUCAGAGUUUGGAGGGUGGUUAGUCCGCACCCUGCACAGGCCACUUCAUCCCCAUUGUUAUGAUCUUCUGUGGUAUAAAUGCGGACUAAACCGUGUUCAUCAAGGCAAACCGGGGCAUUACUUUAAAAAAAACUAAAACAAAAAAACUAAAGAUAAUUGGAAAUCUUUCUUGUUGGUUAGCAAACUUGCUUGUUGACUACGGGCUUUCGUCAGUUUUUAUUUGGCAGCUGCUCUCACAACUUCACACGCUCUCCAAUAUCCAGAAACAGCGGUGCAUAAAAAGCGCGUUUCAUUCCCAAGGACACAAGAAUGGAAGCAGGGCGUCGGAGGAACUGAGGUCUUUAGCCCUACACGCACGUGAUCUUUAGUUCUGGAUCAUCAUGGAAGUGAUUUGAAGCGCGCGCGCACGCGUGUGUGUGUGUGUGUGUGUGUGUCUGUGUGUGUUAUGAGUGAACAGUCAGCAGUGUGAUGAUAGGAGACGCGAUGACGCUGCUGUCUCUUCUGGGUCGCAUCAUGCGUUAUUUCUUGCUCCGGCCAGAGACCUUGUUCCUGCUGUGCAUCAGUCUGGCCCUAUGGAGCUACUUCUUCCACACGGACGAGGUGAAGACCAUCGUCAGGUCCAGCCGGGACGCCGUCAAGAUGGUCAAGGGCAAAGUGGCCGAGAUGAUGAUGAUGCAGGACGUGAACGGCGGCGGCCUGCACGUGGUGGACGGAGAGUUCUCCAAGACGUGGGGCUUCAAGAGCCACAAUGUGGCCGUGUACUCCAUCCAGGGCCGCAGAGACCACAUGGAGGACCGCUUCGAGGUGCUCACAGACCUCACUAACAGGAGCCACCCGUCCAUAUUUGCCAUUUUUGACGGCCACGGUGGCGAGGCGGCUGCUGACUACGUGAAGGCUCACCUGCCCGAGGCUCUGAGGCAACACCUGCAGGCUUAUGAGCGCGAGAAGAAGGACAGCCCAAUCUCGUACGCCUCCAUCCUGGAGCAGCGCAUCCUCGCUGUAGACCGAGACAUGGUGGAGAAGUUCUCAGCAUCACAUGAGGAAGCGGGUACUACGUGUUUGGUGGCUUUGCUGUCUGAUCGAGAGUUGACGGUGGCGAACGUGGGUGACUCACGCGGCGUGUUGUGCGAUAAGGAUGGUAACGCUGUGGCUUUAUCUCAUGACCACAAGCCCUAUCAGCUGAAAGAGCGCAAGAGGAUCAAACGUGCAGGGGGCUUCAUCAGUUUCAACGGCUCGUGGCGAGUGCAGGGCAUCCUGGCCAUGUCGCGCUCGCUGGGCGACUACCCGCUGAAGAACCUCAAUGUGGUGGUGCCAGACCCUGAUGUGGUGACCUUUGACCUUGACAAACUACAGCCUGAGUUCAUGAUCCUGGCCUCGGAUGGCCUGUGGGACGCGUUCAGCAACGAGGAGGCCGUGCGUUUCGUCCGUGAACGCCUCGACGAGCCGCACUUCGGAGCCAAGAGCAUCGUGUUACAGUCAUUCUACCGCGGCUGCCCCGAUAACAUCACUGUCAUGGUGGUGAAGUUCAAAAGCACCAAGAAUGGAGAAUAGUGCUUUUAUUUUUCCUGUAGAACUUUUCUAUGCGAAUAGGAAUACAUACUUCCCAAGAAUAUGAUCAAUAUUGUUUUUCCUGUGUGCCAAAUGGACGACCUUUUAAACAUUUCCAUAAGUUAACCCGACUGACUUUUAUGUGAAGGAGCAGUGUCAAUGAACUGGCAAGUGACCAUGCAUCUAUUUUUUUAUUUAAUAUAAAAAUAUCAAAUUCUGCCUGAACAUAUGAUAUGGGUCUUGAUUAAAUUACAUGGAUGCUGCUUGUGAUCUGCUAACCAAUGUGCUUGGGUUAAAACCAAUCCUGGUGAUUAAAAUGUAAUAAAGACAAUAACUGGUUUUCCUAUUUAUUGGCAGAAACUGGUUUUUGGCCAUAUUUAAUCAUUUUAUACAGUCUGAUUCAAUCCCAAGCUUCUGUAUGACUGCAUAUUAAAUAGAAUUAAAGCAGGCAUAAUUUUCUGAGAGUGAAAUAAGAAAUUGUGUAAUAAUAAAUUGUGUAAUAAUCUCAUAAUCAGAAAUAUUAUAUAAGCAUACCCUGUUUUUGAAGAUGCAACAAUACAGCUGGCCAUCCUUUUUAACGAUUUAGUUUACAAGCUUUCAGAAAACACACAUUUUGAUGAUUUUUGAUGGUAGAAUGUACACGUUAAAAUGUAUUGAUCACUUGUAUGAAGUUAACAUAAAGUAUUAUAGCAUAAUAACAGUCAGCUACAACAAUUCAGCUAUCACCAUAGCGUGAAUCUGUCCAUGGACAAGUAUAUAUCCGGACAAAACUGCAUACUUCCAGGAAACCG